AUGUGGACUUUUCUGAGUAUAGCGAGCUUCACUUAUGUCUAUAAGAAGUGCGACUCUCUGAUAAACCCGGCCGUGCUGCUGUCCGCGGCGGCGGGCUUUAUCGCGGUUAGCAUGCUGCUAACCUUCCUCAGGUACCGAGGAAACGAAGUGCCUCAGAUUUUGCUGCUGGCGGUGGAGAUUUUAUCAACUUUACCUCUGACUAAUAAAGUCUUCACUAAGUCAGACACCUGCGGCGGAAAGAAACCAGCUGGGACGACUAACAAGGGAGGUCUGAGGAGGAAGAGAGCCGAAGCGAAAUCCUCUGUGAACACAGACGGCGCCUCGGCCUGUCCGUCCUCUGACGGCCCGGAGCCGGAUAUCAUCAUCGUGGGUGCGGGUGUUCUGGGGUCAGCGAUGGCGGCUGUGUUGGCGCGAGAUGGUCGGAGGGUCACUGUGGUGGAGAGGGACCUGCGGGAGCCGGACAGAAUCGUGGGGGAACUUUUACAGCCAGGUGGCUUUCAGGCCCUCAGAGAGCUCGGACUGGAGGAUGCAGUAGAAGGCCUGGAUGCCCACGUGGUCUGUGGUUAUGUAGUUCACGACAGAGAGAGCUGUUCCGAGGUGGAGAUCCCAUACCCCCAGGACGAGUACGGAGUUCAGUGCGGCCGGGCCUUCCACCAUGGUCGCUUCAUCAUGGGCCUGCGCCGCGCUGCCCUAAAAGACCCCAAUGUGACGUUUGUAGAGGGCACGGUGACCAGUCUGGAGGAGGAGGAUGGCUGUGUGACGGGAAUUCAGUACAGAGAGAAGGAAACAGGGAAAAUUAAGGAGAUCUAUGCUCCACUGACUGUAGUCGCUGAUGGCUGCUUCUCCAAGUUCCGUAAGAACCUCGUCUCUGGGAAGGUCAGGGUGUCUUCCCACUUUGUUGGAUGCGUAAUGAAGGACUGCCCCCAGUUUAAAGCCAACCAUGCAGAGCUGGUCCUGGCCGACCCCAGUCCAGUGCUGAUCUACCAGAUCUCCUCAAAUGAAACUAGAGUGUUGGUGGAUAUCAGGGGAGAGAUGCCUCGAGAUCUCUCUACAUACAUGGUGGAGAAAAUUCAUCCUCAGCUACCAGAGCACUUACAGGAGCCCUUCAUGCUUGCCCUGCAAAAUGACAGAUUGAGGACAAUGCCUGCAAGCUUCCUGCCACCUUCACCAGUAAAUAAACCAGGGGUCCUGCUGUUGGGCGAUGCGUACAACAUGCGGCAUCCGCUGACCGGAGGGGGGAUGAGCGUGGUGCUAAAUGAUGUCCGGAUCUGGAGAGCCCUGCUCAAGAACAUUCCUGAUCUCUAUGACGACAAGGCCAUGCUUCAGGCAAAGAAGAAAUUCCACUGGGAGCGGAAGUCUUCACACUCGUUUGUCGUGAAUGUGCUGGCCCAAGCGCUCUAUGAGCUGUUUGCUGCGACAGACAAUUCUCUGCAUCGGCUAAGAAAAGCCUGCUUUCACUACUUCAAGCUGGGAGGAGAAUGCAUCAAUGGACCCAUAGGACUCCUGUCUGUGCUGUCGCCUAAGCCCUUCAUUCUGAUCGGGCACUUUUUCGCCGUGGCCUUCUAUGCCAUCUACUUCAGUUUCAAGUCGGAGUCGUGGCUGACGAAGCCGCGGGCUUUGCUGAACAGCGUGGCAAUCCUUUACCGUGCCUGUGCCGUCAUGUUCCCCCUCAUUUACUCGGAGCUGAAGUACCUGGUGUACUGAUCCAAGGAAAUCAAUUAACGGUUCAUGUGGCCAACCUAAAGACUUUAUCAUCCGACCAGCCUUCAUUCAUAGUGCUCUGUGAGCCCUACAUUUUUUAAUAAAGAAAAAAAAACCCUCAAAAACAUCACAAACACA
Colossoma macropomum (tambaqui) is the source of this 1839-nucleotide messenger RNA. RefSeq names its product squalene epoxidase a (gene sqlea). The transcript has 11 exons. Lineage: Eukaryota; Metazoa; Chordata; Actinopteri; Characiformes; Serrasalmidae. Gene Ontology annotation, cellular component: endoplasmic reticulum; membrane. The coding region runs from base 1 to 1704 and encodes 567 amino acids. The record is from RefSeq and is a predicted model, not a curated record. Gene Ontology annotation, molecular function: flavin adenine dinucleotide binding; squalene monooxygenase activity. Gene Ontology annotation, biological process: sterol biosynthetic process; cholesterol metabolic process.